CGUGUGGACCACAGGGUGCCACAGGGGUGAAAUUUAAAGGGAGGGGCUGCUCGCGAAAAUGGCCGUUACGCACGGAGCAGAUCGUCCGGGGGUGGACGAGUGACGGGUGGCUGUUCGUCCGCGUCUACCGCACCGACCGCAAUUGACCCGACCGCCUCGCUCGACGAUCGACACGGUUUACCCGAUCGACGGCUAUUAUGCGGCGGCGGCCAAAAAGCGAUCCCUGCUCUGCUCUUCUUAAACCCCCACCAGACGCGCGACCUUCCAUCCCUUCCGUCGAGAGAUCAGGCCCACGCUUCGACAAUGCGCGUUAGAAAAGCUAAAUAGAAAAAAAAAGAGGAAGGGGAGUAAAAAUUAAGGAAAACUGAGGAAGAUGCCUGGCUCCUUUACAGGAGUUGUAAUUCUCCUCUUGUUAGGGGCAUCUGUGUCAGUGUCUUCGGAUGCUGCGAAGUCUCUGAGAGCGGCGAAGGCCAGGCUCAGAUCGUCUUACGCAUCGUGGCGGAUAGUGGUAUGUUUAACUCAGCCUCAGACUCCUUUCAAGUCAGACGUACAGAGAGCAUGGGAGGAAGCGAGAUUGGAAUCUUUACACGCGGACAUGGAUGUGUCGUAUGUAGAAGCAAGGAUGACACCCGUGACGGAUUCCUUGUCAUACCCCCUGUCACUGUUAAACAAAUUUUGUACAGACAUCGAAGGCGGAAAGACAGUACUAAGCCUUAUUAUAGGAGGAGGAUCGGCAGCCAGAUUUCUCGUCACGGCUGCUGCCGCCUUGAAUCUCCCAGCUCUGUGGUUGCCGUUCACGCACAGAGAUUUUCUCCGCCAGGGAAACCUUGGUCGGUUUGAAAAUCGCAUAGGUUCGAGCCCUAGAGAGGUCGGAGCAGCGGCUGCCGCCCUAAUGCAACGGGCUAACUGGCACGCGUUCACCCUCCUCAUUGACACCACUCUGCUGCCGGUGACCCAUCUUCUGCAGACAAACCAAUCAACGCUAACGCCUCGCGCGAUUAUACACCUGCCGACAAACGACAAAACUCUGAAAUGGAGGCUGAGGAGGGUAGCGGAAGAGGGUGGCACCGGUGGGGUUGUGGUGAUGGCUUGCGAUCUGAACAACGCUCGGAAGAUCCUCGGUGCGGCCGGCAAGUACGAGAUGCUGUCGGGAAGAUUCCUGUGGUUGUGGCUGGAUCUUAAAGCGGAACUGCGGCCAAACGAGCCUAACAUCAUCAGCUCGCACGUCGCGCACGGUUCGCGUACCUCGGCGAUCGCGACGAACGAAAAUCCGCCGUUGCUCGAGCGAGUGACGAAUCUCGCGGCGGAUAAUCAGCCACCGCCGCCACCGCCGCCGUUGAAUUCGCUACCGUUGAAUUCACUGCCGAAUCUGGCCAAUGACAUACAUCGGCUGCAGGAGUUCAGAUGGCAAGACGAGAAGAUUGUGACCAAGCGUGAGGACCGGAACUUCAAUUUUGACGACGAAGAAGACGUGAGGCUUCCGAGCGACAAGGAGCUCAACUCCAAGAGCUUCAUGCCGGUCGGCAUGCUCGCGCUUAGGCCGUCCGGCAUCAAAAUUAUGGGCGGCGACACCGUACUCUCUAGAAUCAUGAGGGAGACCUCGCAGGCGUUGGACGAGGCUUUCUUGGAAGCGAAGACGAGAUUAAGUCGCAUGCGCGAGCCGCAGCUCAAGGAGCACUUUAUGCCUAAUUGUUUUCCGGAACGCAAAGAUAAGUUUAUGACGAGCGACGUGAGGCAGAACGUCUCUGCGAUCCUGACGAGAAAGCUGAGAAGAUCCAUGGGACAGAUCUCCAAGGACAAAGCGGAGUUCCAGCUGCUGAACUUGCAGGCUAUCAGGUUCCCCGGGAAUAAAACUCAACUGAGGUGGACCAAGGUCGGCACUAUCAAAGGUGGCAGGGAGGUCCGCCUGGACACCAUAAUCUGGCCGGGUGGCGGCAUCAUGCCGGCGUAUCUCGAGCAGGGCGGCGAGAAGAUCGGAAUGCCGAUUUACAGCAUCGUGACCGCGCUGGCGUCGCCGUUUACCAUGGUCACGGAGCUGCAGGAGGGUUUCUGCUUGCGCGGCCUUAUCUGCCGGCAGGGUGACACCGUGAAGUGCUGCUACGGCCUGAGCAUGGACCUGCUGACUCUGGUGGCGCGAGAGCUCGGCUUUCGCUUCAACCUGUACCUCACCGAGGACGGACUGUUCGGCAAACGAAACGGCCGCAGCGGCGCGUGGAACGGCGUGAUGGGCGAGCUAGUGUCCGGCCGGGCGCAGCUCGCGUUCGCGCCGAUGAGCGUGUCCACUCAUCGCGCCGAGGUCGUCGAUUUCACCACGCCGUACUACUUCAGCGGCGUAAGCUUCCUCACGGCGCCGAAGCUACGCUCCGAGAUACCGCUGUUCGCGUUCCUGUUUCCGUUCAGCACGGAACUGUGGAUCGCCGUGUUCACGUCGCUGAACUUCACCGCGAUCGCCGUGGCGCUCUACGAGUGGUUCAGCCCGUUCGGUUUGAAUCCCUGGGGCCGGCAGCGUAGCAAGAACUUCUCCAUCGCAUCCGCACUGUGGGUGAUGUGGGGCCUCUUGUGCGGCCAUCUUGUGGCCUUCAAAGCGCCGAAAUCCUGGCCUAACAAGUUUCUCAUCAAUAUCUGGGGUGGCUUCUCCGUUAUCUUCGUGGCCUCGUACACGGCCAACAUUGCUGCUCUUAUCGCCGGUCUCUUCUUUCACUCUGCAGUGAGCAAUUAUCACGAUAAGAGCUUGCUGGCGCAGAAAGUCGGUGCGCCAAGAGCGUCCGCGGCCGAGUACUACGUGCAAAGGGCAAAUCCGCAGUUGUGGUCCCACAUGGCUCGAUACUCCCUAUCGGACGUCGCCGAGGGCGUGGAAAGAUUGAGAAACGGCUCUCUCGACAUUCUUAUCGCGGAUACGCCAAUCUUGGAUUACUACCGGGCGACCGACGACGGUUGUCGCUUACAAAAAAUCGGUGACACCAUCAACGAAGACACUUACGCGAUCGCGCUCACGAAGGGACAUCCCUUGAAAGAGAGCAUAUCUAAAGUUAUAUCGAAUUAUACGAGCAACGGGCUGCUUGAUAUUCUACAGGAGAAAUGGUAUGGCGAUCUGCCGUGUCUCGGAGGUCGACAAGCAUUAGACGCCGAACCGGGUGGUCAACCCAGGCCGUUGGGAGUAGCGUCUGUGGCCGGAGUGUUCUGCCUGCUCGGUAUGGGCGUGGUGCUAGGUGCCAUCAUACUGCUGGGAGAGCACCUAUUCUACAAGUAUACGUUGCCGCGAUUGCGGCACAGACCGGAAGAUUCCAUCUGGCGUAGUCGCAACGUGAUGUUCUUCUCACAAAAGUUGUACAGAUUCAUCAACUGCGUGGAGCUGGUCUCGCCGCAUCACGCUGCCCGGGAAUUGGUGCACACCGUGCGUCAGGGCCAGAUCGCGUCGCUGUUCCAGAAGAGUGUCAAACGAAAGGAACACGAACAACGUCGUAGGCGUAAGAGCAAAGCGCAGUUCUUCGAGAUGAUCCAGGAAAUCCGAAGAGUUCAACAAGAAGAAAAGAUUGAAUCGGUGCCCGAAGAGCCGGAGCCUACGAAAACAGUAAAGAAGGAUGAGAAACUGGGCAAAGGCAGAGAGAGAAGUCGCAGCAAGAGCCCGUUGAUGCCCCGCAGCCCGAAGCGUUCGGAGAAGAGCAGGAGCUCGACGAACUUGUCAGCGUCACGUCUCGGAUUAUCGUCGGUGAGUUUCGAUGCGCCAAUGAAGCCGCGCGAGUUCACGCUCAGCAGCACGAAUCUACGCGCGAGGAGCCCGCUGGAGACGGUCGGGCGUAGAUUGAGCCACGGGGACGGCGGCUCGCCACCGCCGCAUUUGGGCUCUAAUCUCGGCGGCAGCGCUACGUUGCGCCCGUUGGCGCCCACCAGGAGCGAUUCUACAGGUGGCGGCACGCCGACCGUCAGACGCGAUUCCGCGGCGGCCGGAGGCGGCGGUGCGCCCACGCCGAGGUACGCCCGCAGCCCGGCCAAGCGGGGUCAGUCGUUUCCGGUAUUCGCCACGCUGAGACCACCACAUUCGGCCAGCUACUCGCAGGCGUCCAAGAGCCCGCUCCUGUCGCCGAACAGCGAGCUCACGUCCGCCAUCGGGAGGAAAUUGUCGCGCGAGUGGGGCUCCGGAACAAUCGAUCUUACCAGAUCGUCGGAGACCAUAGGCGGCGGCGGCGGCGGCGGCGGUGCCGCCGGUGGCUCUACAUACACUUUGAAUCAGGAAAUGACACUUUCCCUGAGCCGUUCCGUGGACGAAGAGAAAACCCAGGAGGAAGCGUUGCCGAUAAAAAAGCCCAUACGACGUGCCCGCAGCCACGAAAAUCGCGACAGCGGCAAGCUGAUGGCGGACCUGCCGUCGCCGAGGCUAACCCAACAACCGGUGGUGGGCGGCCGGUCGGUGAGUGAGCGCACUAAGAAACAGCUGGAAUCCGAACUGAAGGCGAUUCUAAGUGCCAGGGCCCACCACCGCGAUCUGCAUCCCCCUUGAUAGGAAACUGCUCCGUAUUAAAAAACUGAGAGAGAGAGUACUUGAAAGCAAUCGGCUUUUGAUGGAUCGCGGAGCCUCUGAGGGGCUUUGAUUGAUUUAAGCAAUAUCAGAUUUAUAGGUCAAUUUGUAGAUCACGACAGUUUAUCAGAGAAAUUAAGAACUAGCGAGAGAGAAUCGAAAAUACGACGGAGCGCGUAAAUGAAGGAAUUUUUCUGCGUGCGGCGGGAAGCGGUGAAAGGGGUGAUGAUGGCGACUGGGAGAAAAUCUCUUUGAUUGUUCAUACGUUGUUACGUACAUUGAUAAUAUAGGAUUACGUCGAUAAACAAAAGUGCUAUAAACUCUAGUAGAGAUGUCUUAAAUAGGUAGCGAGGUACACACGAGUACUAAGAUAUUUUCUUGUUGGCAUUUUAACUCUACAUUAACCGUCAGCCUCGGUGAGUCUCUCUCUGAUUGCUAUGGUACCAGAUAUUGUACGCUGCAGUGUUUCUCAACUCCGAGGUCUCCGACGAUUCCGUCACGGUCUUACAAGCAGAUAAAAAGCUCUUUUAACUGCGAAACGGCAUCUAGACCAGGCCUGUCCAAGUUUAUCGGGCGAACGGAACCGCUUAUCUCCAUCCGCGACCGCCGUAAUUUUUUUUUUCGCCCCCUCCCUAACGAUAACAACCGAUUCACCGCACAGAUACAACGAACACGUGUCUACGCGACGAUUUAUGGGUGAAGCGUUUGACCCCAUUUGCUUCGUUCUUUGUUUUCUCGCGGUGUUAGAGAAACGGAAACAUUUCGCUCGCGCUGAGAUUAAAAACUGGGACAAGCCUGCGUUAGAUAACAUCCCUUUGGGAUUGUAAAUAUAUCAAGACAAACUAUAUAUUGUUCUCUCAUCUCGUUCAACGGACACAUGUAAAUAUGAUAAAGUACACGGACUUCGCGCAGACGAAACAGUGAAAGAGUAAACAAUUUGCGAAAGUUGAGAAACGCUGGUUUACCGAACUUCGUCGAAUUGGACUGCAUACUGCCACUUUAAUAAUUUCUGACUACGGAAGGAGAGAGACUCGCUCGAUGGACUCUCGGCGUAGAAUGACCACUUACUGCGAGAUAAUAUGCAUUAAUCUUACAAUUAUCGCGCCUGUCAAGGGGAAGAAACUUAGAAGCGGAUGGAAUUCUAAUCUAAUGUAUUCGUAACACGGAUUAUUCAAUACCGGAAUUCGACAGCAGUGUUUCGCGCUGCGUUAAUGAUUUUCGUUGGUGUCUAAUUGAAAAAAAGAAAAGAAACACAUUAAAUACAUCGAUAUUUCAUUAAAGAAAAAUAUUACGUAGAAAAAUCGUAAAUUAAAGUAUCGCUGCAGUUUUUAAUUCGGAAUAUACGGAAUCACAUCAAUCUACAUACAUUUGUUGUUAUCUCGAACGACAUUUUUCAGUGAUUUAACAUUAGAAAUGCCGAGUGAGAGAAAUAUAGGAAUCAAAUAAUUUUCUCUGAUUCUUUUCAGUAUAAUAUAGCGAAAGAGGCUCAGACUUAAAAUAUUAAAAUCGUAAAAUUAUAUAAUAUAUGAUUCGUAUAAUCGAUAACACUACAUAUACAGAUAUAAAAUUAAAAAAACAUCAAUUGACUUUUCUUGCCGUAAUUCUAGCGUUAAGAUACCGACGAACGUCGUUGACAGAGUACGAAAUACCCCUACAGGUCCGGCGAGAAAAUAAGGAUAAGAAAAAUUUCGUCGCGGUUCUUUCGCGAUUUACGAUUAUUUCCUAAAGCAGUGCCAAAUAUCAGUAUUAUGCGAUAACCCUGAAUCUCUCGAGUGUUUGCUUUUCUCUUACGUGAGUCUAAUAAUAGAGUACAUUUUUAAUGGGACAAGCGCCCGGAGAUAUUAUGCGAUAUAUAAAUCGUUUGUCCGUGCUGCGACGUUGGUAAAGCACCGACUUCUCCGACGGUUUUACUAGACUGAUAGGUGAGAUUUAAUUCAGGAAUUGUAAAUGAAACAUUAUCGGAAUUGAAUAAUUGUUAAACUGAUUAAUGUGCAUGUCCCAUCUUCGUCUACGAGUUCUCGCGCGUCACUUCGAUGGAAGAGGGCGAGAAACUCACGUCUAGUCUCAUUAUUAUUAUUCAACUUAGAUGGUAGAGCGUGGAUGUGUACGGGACUAAAAUCUGAAUUAAUUACUUUUAAAAAGAAAAAAAAAAAGAAGAGGAUUUAUGGAGCGAGGCCUUAGAGGAGUAGUCGUAUCCGCCCAAAGAUACUUUACUUAAAAAAAAAAACUAGUACUGUACUGUAUUCGAAUAUUUCACUACAUUAUAUUAACAUAAUAGGGGAUAGACAUUUAGUUUCAUAGUUUCCUCUCGGUAGAAACGCUAUUGUAUUCAGAUACUUAAGCAGAACUAAAAAAAUAAAAAAUUCCCUCGUCGAGUCCUUUAGUGGGUAGAGAAUCUCCGUGUGAGUGUACGUGUGACUAUUUAGCAAGGAAAAAAUGCAGCGAGUAUGACAAUUGCUGCCAAUUGCAGACGGAUCGCGUUAGGGCGAGGCUAUACUUCCACUUCGAUAGUUAGAGCGUGUCAUUGUCUUUGUUAGUAGUCGUGGUUAGUCGUUCCGAGGGGUUUGCCGCGCGGUUACGCGCGUUAACGCGCCAACGCCGAAACCGCGAUCGAUGAAAGUGUCCUGAAUGAUUGUGCACUAGUCACGCGCUAAUUUCCGCAAUUUAGCGUAACUCGCCGUCGUUUUCGCGCGAGCGAAAUAAUUAUGCCGGUCAUCUCAGCCGCGUCUCAGCCUACACAUUCUUUCCAUCGUCACUUUCGCGAAACGCACUUAAGCUCACUUGAAGCUAGCUUCUUCUUUCUCUCACUUUGCUCUCUUUAUCUACGUCGCGAAAGUAUUUUUCCUUCGUUGUCCGAUCGCUAAACUAGCUCUUACAAGUCGAGGCUGAAAAGCAAAGACGAAUCAUUCGGAAACGCGUUCAAGCAGACUUUAGCGUAAUCUGUGCUGCGAUUAAUUCAGGAAGUGAUCAAAAUACAAACAUAGGGGGCCAGUCUAGAGUCACCCGCGCCUAAAGAAAUCAAAGAUAGAUUUAUUAAAGAAUUAAUUUUUAAGCUCCGUAAUCCUUUGUAACGCGUGUGGGUUCUGCCGGUAAUUUGGUUCAGUAGGGCUCUGCUAUCUAUCUUUUUCGCUUCCGUUGCGUGUUCUGUUGUCACGAGCAUCUCGGGCAAGCCCAGUCAUCCUUCGAAGGAUCCCUUGUACAUACGUGUCUUCUACUAGAUACCUGAAAGGAACACUAUUGCACUGAAUUAAAGGUCGAGCCCUUUAUACUUCUUUGUGCGCCAACAAGAGCCUCUUAGACAUCACACGCACGGAAAGAUAAGAGCACAAUGCACUUGUCUCUCGUCGCCGUCUUUGUGAGAAAGUCUUCGCAUUUCUAUAUCGCACGAAAAACUUCCGAAACGGUCUCAAUGAUAGUUGCAACUGUAAUCCUGCGCGCGCGUUGCAGUGCGACAGUGGUGAAUGCAAUAAAAAAGCAUGUUUUAGAAUUA
Molecule: messenger RNA, 8006 nt
Organism: Linepithema humile (Argentine ant)
Lineage: Eukaryota; Metazoa; Arthropoda; Insecta; Hymenoptera; Formicidae
Source: RefSeq, a predicted model, not a curated record